GGCGAAGAAUUCUUAAGAAAAAUGAGCGGAAAAAAGAUAAUGUACGUUGGCGAUUCAGUAAGCGUAAAUCAGUGGCAAUCAAUGGUUUGCCUUCUUCAUGCUGCAUUGCCAUCUCAAUCCAACAUAACUGAUGAAACUAUCAACUCAACUAGAACCGUCACGUACCAGGAUUACGGAGUUUCGAUUUCGGUUUUCUUAUCUCAUUACUUGGUAGACAUUGUUGAUGAGAAAAUUGGACGGGUUAUGAGACUUGAUUCCAUCGCAGACGGAGAUAUAUGGAAAGAGAACGAUGUUUUGAUCUUUAAUACUUGGCUUUGGUGGUAUCGUAGCGGAGAUAAACAACCAUGGGAUUAUAUUGAAACAGAUAAUAAAAUACUGAAGGACAUGGAUAGAAUGGCUGCUUUUCGCGAGGGUUUGAAGACUUGGGCGAAUUGGGUCGAUUCAGAUGUGAACACACUAAAAACGACCGUGUUUUUCCAAGGAGUUUCGCCGUCUCAUUACAAGUAA
Molecule: messenger RNA, 507 nt
Organism: Cynara cardunculus var. scolymus (artichoke)
Lineage: Eukaryota; Viridiplantae; Streptophyta; Magnoliopsida; Asterales; Asteraceae
Product: protein trichome birefringence-like 41
Exons: 3
Coding region: 22-507 (161 amino acids)
Cellular component (GO): Golgi apparatus
Molecular function (GO): O-acetyltransferase activity
Source: RefSeq, a predicted model, not a curated record